ACACCCUCCAGUACAGUAGGUGGCGCUCUGCACCUGUAACGUUGGUUGCCACCCGCCACAAAGAAAAAAAGGAGGAAGAAGAAAGCGUUAGUGUUUUGUCGGCCCAUUUUUCUGUCCGGUAGUCGACGUCCACCGCCGGGCCGCCAUGGGUCGCAGCCGGGAGCUGAGCGACUUACAGCGGGGCAUCGUGGUCGGCUGCCACAUGUGUAAGAAGUCCCUGCGGGAGAUAGCGAACCUCUUAAACCUGCCGCGCUCCACCGUCAGCAACGUGGUCCUACAAUGGAAGCGAGAGGGCAGGACGUGCCCGCUGCCCCGCUGCGGCCGCCCGCACAAACUUAAGGAGGAGCACCGGCAGGUCCUGGAGAGCCUGGCGCAGGAGCAGACCUUCCCUUCCCUGCAGGCUCUCACCUCCGAGUUCCAGCGAGCGUCGGGGGCCAAAGUCAGCUCGGCCACGGUGAGCAGGGAGCUGCGAGAGAUGGGACUCCGCCGGCGGGGGUCCACCGACGGCAAGGCCAGAGAAAGAAAGAAGGCAAAGAAGGCACAGCUGCCCUCCGGUCCGGACAACGCUGCGGACGGUCCGAACAAAGCGGAGGUCUCCCGCCUGGACCUGAGGGUGGGAUGCAUAAUCCGAACCAUGCAGCUUCCCGAAACGGACAAUCUGUACUUGCGGCACGUGGACGUGGGAGAGGCCCAUCCCAGGACGGUGGUCAGCGAGUGUGUGCCUGUUAACCAGUUGCAGAACGGCAUGGCUGUCCUGCUGUGCAACUUGAAGCCGACGCAGGUCCGAGGCGUGGCGUCGCAGGCGGUGGUCAUCUGUGUCAGGUCGCCGGACAAGGUGGAGGUUCUCAGCCCUCCCAAUGGAGCUUUUCCCGGGGAUAGAGUCACCUUCCGGGGCCUUCUAGGUGAACCGGACAGAGAGCUGGACUCGGCCCAGGUGUGGGAUGAGGUUCAUGCAGACCUGCGCACGGACAGCCAGUGCGUGGCCACCUACAAGGGGGCGCCCCUGGAGGUGGCCGGUAAAGGUGCGUGUCGAGCCGAAACCCUCAGCGACUGUGAAAUCGUCCUAACUCACGGAGGCGCGGCUUGAAGGACUUUUUGUAUUUUACGAGGAAAAAAACCAACAACAUUCCCAACAGAAGGAGACUGUGGAAAACAUGUUUUUUUUACACGGUUUAACGUUGUCACACCAACAUGCCAGUAACUCCCAUCUUUACCAUUGUCAACGUGCCUACACUCAGGUGUGCAGGGGGCCACGCUGUGACGUCAUCGCAAUCGCCACCAGGAUAGACUCCGCUCCAUUACUUCCCAUAAUACCAACAAUUUAUACACCGUAUUUACCGGACUAUAGGGCGCACUGCAGAUGAAGGGGGAUAUUCUGGUCUUUUUUCAUGCAAACGGCACACCGGAUUAUAAUGCUCAUUAAAGGCCUACUGAAAUGAGAUUUUGUUAUUCAAACGGAGAUAGCAAGUCCAUUCUAUGUCAUACUUGAUCAUAUUGCCAUAUUUUUGCUGAAAAGAUUGAGUAGAGAACAUCCACGAUAAAGUUCGCAACUUUUGGUCGCUAAUUAAAAAAAAGCCUUGCCUGUACCGGAAGUAGCAGACCAUGUUGCGCGUGACGUCACGGGUUGUGGAGCUCCUCACAUCUGAACAUUGUUUACAAUCAUGGCCACCAGCAGCGAGAGCGAUUCGGACCGAGCAAGCGACUAUUUUCCCAUUAAUUUGAGAGAGGUUGACAGAUUCCUGGAUGAGGAAAUUGAGAGUGAAGGACUAGAAAAAAAAAAACGAGGGCAGUGGGAGCGAUUCAGAUGUUAUUAGACACAUUUACUGGGAUAAUUCUGGAAAAUCCCAUCCAUCCAUUUUCUACCGCUUAUUCCCUUUCGGGUUCGCGGGGGGCGCUGGCGCCUAUCUCAGCUACAAUCGGGCGGAAGGCGGGGUACACCCUGGACAAGUCGCCACCUCAUCGCAGGGCCAACGCAGAUAGACAGACAACAUUCACACUCACAUUCACACACUAGGGCCAAUUUAGUGUUGCCAAUCAACCUAUCCCCAGGUGCAUGUCUUUGGAAGUGGGAGGAAGCCGGAGUACCCGGAGGGAAGCCACGCAUUCACGGGGAGAACAUGCAAACUCCACACACAAAGAUCCCGAGCCUGGAUUUGAACCCAGGACUGCAGGACCUUCGUAUUGUGAGGCAGACGCACUAACCCCUCUGCCACCGUGAAGCCCUCUGGAAAAUCUCUUAUCUGCUUAUUGUGUUACUAGUGUUUUAGUGAGAUUAUAUGUUCGUACCUGAAAGUCGAAGGGGUGUGGUGACCGCCAGUGUCUCUGGGGAAGCCACAUUUCUCGACGAGGCGAAGCGAAGGGAGCUGUUGGGGCUGGGCUAAGAUCCCCCCCACUUCCUCUUACUCGUCGUCGUCAUGUCUCUUCUUCGUUCUUCUGCUUCGCUUUGGUUAUGUUUUUGGACAUUACUACUUGCCGUAGUUUUGAAGCAAUGCAUGAUGGGAAUCCGGAUGUUGUGUGCUAGUGUAUUAACGUGCUGGCUGGAGUAAACACACGCUGAGAAAUAGCUCCGUGCCUGCCUACUUUAUGGGUUAUAGCUAAACCUAUGGAUAACAGAGACAUAAAUAAUAGUCUCCUUUUCAGGUGAGAGAGGACGCUAAAGGCAGUGCCUUUAAGGCACGCCCCCAAAAUCGGGAGAAAUUUGGGAGAAUGGUUAUCCCGGGAGAUUUUCGGGAGGGGCACUGAAAUUAGGUAGUCUCCCUGGAAAAUCGGGAGGGUUGGCAAGUAUGGUCAUAUUGCAGUCUACAUGUAUCUCUUAUGUGUGACUGCCAUCUACUGGUCACAUUUAUUACACCAUCUACCAAAUAAAAUUGUUUCGAGGUCGGUAAGCACAACCAGAAUUAUUCCGUACAUUAGGUGCACUGUGAGAAAAUGAAAUAAUUUUAAUUGCGCCCUAUAGUCUGAAAAAUACUACACCUUUUGUUUUGCAUUAGGAAUGAGACAAUCCCAAAAUGCAUGGGUUGAAUAGAAAAUAUAUGUAUUUUAGUGCAUAUGCUCAAAGGUUAUAAGGUAAUAAACAAAUGUGUGUCUCCUGCAAAAUAGGCCACAAAUACGGAAGCAUUGUGCAGUCAAACAGGAAUUUGAAAAAUGACUGUCGGAUCCAUCUAAAGAGAUACCACAAACCUCGCAUUUUUGUUGGUUUUGAGCGGCGACGCAUUCAAUGCAGGCCCGAGCCCUGAUAAUCAAUCUGACACAGGUGUGCUCGCUGCACAAGAGACACCAGCCGAAAUGGUCUUCAACCGCUCAGUACCCCUAAGUAUCCAACCUUAGUUUUGAAAAUGAAGAAUAACAAAACGUUCAAGUGAAGCUGUUUUGUUUUUGUUUUAUCGAUUUGGGUUUGAGCGAACGGUUUGAUGCACACAUCGGCUUUGGGGUUUGUUGGUUUACCUUGACACAGCAUACACUCGCCCACUACAACCUGGCCAUCUUCAAGCAAAACAACAAGUACUGUAUUUCCUUGAAUUGCCGCAGGGCAUAUAGUAUGUGCCUGCCUUGAAUUACUGCCGGGUCAAACUCGCUUCCCAAUAUAAUUAGCACAUGCUUAGUAUUACCGCCGGGUCAAACUUGUGACGUCACAAGUGAGACUUCCCCUGUCAUCCAGCCAUCCAUCCAUCUUCUUCCGCUUAUCCGAGGUCGGAUCGCGGGGGCAACCGCCUAAGCAGGGAAACCCAGACUUCCCUCUCCCCAGCCACGUCGUCUAGCUCUUCCCGGGGGAUCCCGAGGCGUUCCAAGGCCAGCCGGGAGACAUAGUCUUCCCAACGUGUCCUGGGUAUUCCCCGUGGCCUCCUACCAGUUGGACGUGCCCUAAACACCUCCCUAGGUAGGCGUUCUGGUGGCAUCCUGACCAGAUGCCCGAACCACCUCAUCUGGCUCCUCUCGAUGUGAAGGAGCAGCGGCUUUACUUUGAUUUCCUCCCGGAUGGCAGAGCUUCUCACCCUAUCUCUAAGGGAGAGCCCCGCCACACGGCGGAGGAAACUAAUUUCGGCCGCUUGUACCCGUGAUCUUAUCCUUUCGGUCAUGACCCAAAGCUCAUGACCAUAGGUGAGGAUAGGAACGUAGAUCGACCGGUAAAUUGAGAGCUUUGCCUUCCGGCUCAGCUCCUUCUUCACCACAACGGAUCGGUACAACGUCCGCAUUACUGAAGACGCCGCACCGAUCCGCCUGUCGAUCUCACCAUCCACUCUUCCCUCACUCGUGAACAAGACUCCUAGGUACUUGAUCUCCUCCACUUGGGGCAGGGUCUCCUCCCCAACCCGGAGAUGGCAUUCCACCCUUUUCCGGGCGAGAACCAUGGACUCGGACUUGGAGGUGCUGAUUCUCAUUCCGGUCGCUUCACACUCUGCUGCGAACCGAUCCAGUGAGAGCUUAAGAUCCCGGUCAGAUGAAGCCAUCAGGACCACAUCAUCUGCAAAAAGCAGAGACCUAAUCCUGCGGUCACCAAACCGGAACCCCUCAACGCCUUGACUGCGCCUAGAAAUUCUGUCCAUAAAAGUUAUGAACAGAAUCGGUGACAAAGGACAGCCUUGGCGGAGUCCAACCCUCACUGGAAAUGUGUUCGACUUACUGCCGGCAAUGCGGACCAAGCUCUGGCACUGAUCGUACAGGGAACGGACCGCCACAAUAAGACAGUCCGAUACCCCAUACUCUCUGAGCACUCCCCACAGGACUUCCCGAGGGACACGGUCGAAUGCCUUCUCCAAGUCCACGAAGCGCAUGUAGACUGGUUGGGCAAACUCCCAUGCACCCUCAAGAACCCUGCGGAGAGUAUAGAGCUGGUCCACAGUUCCACGACCAGGACGAAAACCACACUGUUCCUCCUGAAUCCGAGGUUCGACUAUCCGGCGUAGCCUCCUCUCCAGUACACCUGAAUAAACCUUACCGGGAAGGCUGAGGAGUGUGAUCCCACGAUAGUUGGAACACACCCUCCGGUCCCCCUUCUUAAAGAGAGGAACCACCACCCCGGUCUGCCAAUCCAGAGGUACCGCCCCCGAUGUCCACGCGAUGCUGCAGAGUCUUGUCAACCAAGACAGCCCCACAGCAUCCAAAGCCUUAAGGAACUCCGGGCGGACCUCAUCCACCCCUGGGGCCUUGCCACCGAGGAGCUUUUUAACUACCUCAGCGACCUCAGCCCCAGAAAUAGGAGAGUCCACCACAGAUUCCCCAGGCACUGCUUCCUCAUAGGAAGACGUGUUGGUGGGAUUGAGGAGGUCUUCAAAGUAUUCCUUCCACCUAUCCACAACAUCUGCAGUCGAGGUCAGCAGAACACCAUCCGCACCAUACACGGUGUUGACAGUGCACUGCUUCCCCUUCCUGAGGCGGCGGACGGUGGUCCAGAAUCGCUUCGAAGCCGUCCGGAAGUCGUUUUCCAUGGCUUCCCCGAACUCCUCCCAUGUCCGAGUUUUUGCCUCAGCGACCGCUGAAGCUGCACACCGCUUGGCCUGUCGGUACCCGUCCACUGCCUCCGGAGUCCUAUGAGCCAAAAGGACCCGAUAGGACUCCUCCUUCAGCUUGACUGCAUCCCUCACCGCUGGUGUCCACCAAGGGGUUUUAGGAUUGCCGCCCCGACAAGCACCAACUACCUUGCGGCCACAGCUCCGAUCAGCCGCCUCGACAAUAGAGGUGCGGAACAUGGUCCACUCGGACUCAAUGUCCAGCACCUCCCUCGUGACAUGUUAAAAGUUCUUCCGGAGGUGGGAAUUGAAACUUUCUCUGACAGGAGACUCUGCCAGACGUUCCCAGCAGACCCUCACAAUGCGUUUGGGCCUCCCAGGUCUGUCCGGCACCCUCCCCCACCAUCGCAGCCAACUCACCACCAUGUGGUGAUCGGUAGAAAGCUCCGCCCCUCUCUUCACCCGAGUGUCCAAAACAUGAGGCCGCAAAUCCGAUGACACAACUACAAAGUCGAUCAUGGAACUGCGGCCUAGGGUGUCCUGGUGCCAAGUGCACAUAUGGACACCCUUAUGUUUGAACAUGGUGUUUGUUAUGGACAAACUGUGACGAGCACAAAAGUCCAAUAACAAAACACCACUCGGGUUCAGAUCCGGGCGGCCAUUCUUCCCAAUCACGCCUCUCCAGGUUUCACUGUCGUUGCCAACGUGAGCGUUGAAGUCCCCCAGUAGGACAAGGGAAUCACCCGGGGGAGCACUUUCCAGUACUCCCUCGAGUGCUCCCAAAAAGGGUGGGUACUCUGAACUGCUGUUUGGUGCAUAAGCACAAACAACAGUCAGGACCCGUCCCCCCACCCGAAGGCGGAGGGAGGCUACCCUUUCGUCCACCGGGUUAAACUCCAACGUGAAGGCUUUGAGCCGGGGGGCAACAAGAAUUGCCAGCCCAGCCCGUCGCCUCUCACUGCCGGCAACGCCAGAGUGGAAGAGGGUCCAGUCCCUCUCGAGAGAAGUGGUUACAGAGCCCUUGCUGUGCGUCGAAGUGAGUCCGACUAUAUCCAGCUGGAACUUCUCAACUUCGCGCACUAGCUCAGGCUCUUUCCCCCCCCAGUGAGGUGACGUUCCACGUCCCAAGAGCUAGCUUCUGUAGCCGAGGAUCGGACCACCAAGUGCCCUGCCUUCGGCUUCCGCCCAGCUCACAUUGCACCCGACCUCUAUGGCCCCUGCUAUGGGUGGUGAGCCCAUUGGAGGGGUGACCCACGUUGCCUCUUCAAGCUGUGCCCGGCCGGGCCCCAUGGGAACAGGCCCGGCCACCAGGCGCUCGCCAUCGUGCCCCACCUCCGGGCCUGUCUCCAGAGGGGGGCCCCGGUGACCCGCGUCCGGGCGAGGGAAAUCUGGGUCUAUGUUUUUUCUUCUUCAUAAAGGUCUUCGAACUGCUCUUUGUCUGAUCCCUCACCGAGAACCUGUUUGCCUUGGGAGACCCUACCAGGGGGCAUAAAGCCCCCGGACAACAUAGCUCCUACGAUCAUUGGGACACGCAAACUCCUCUACCACGAUAAGGUGGCAGCUCAGAGAGGAGACUUCCCCUGUCAUCAUUUUCAAAAUGGAGGAGGCUGAUUUUAAUACCGGUAAUUUGAAAUCUCAUAAAGGGAAGAAGAUUAAGAACUAUUCAGUAGGAUUUAAGUUCCAAGUUUACAUCACACUCAAAUUUUUACUGCAUACCUUUGGUAAGUGCUGGAGUGAGAAUAGGUUUUAAAAUAAUUAGCGCAUGCCUUUGGUAAGCGCAGGAAUGUGAAGAGGUUUUAAAUUAAUUAGCGCCCCGGCGGCAAUUCAAGGAAAUACAAUAAGUGAUAGCGAUGCGCCUUGAGAAUUCCUGUCCUUUUUUGGACUUAGAUUUGUUUGAAAGCUGAGAAAACAAUGACACUCGGUGUAAAAACGCACCAAUAUUUCACGUUAUCAAAAUCAGAAUAGUUUUCAUUGCCCUUGUUUGAGAACGGGUUGACAAACUAGGAAUUUUUCUUGGUGCAAUCGUGCAACAUAAAACAUAAUCCAGAAUAGGGAAUAAAAAGAGCUGUAACUGAGCUAUCAGAUCUUCUUAUUGUUCAUGUGCCUGAUGGCCGAGGGGAAAAAACUUCAGGUGGAGGGAGGUGUGGGUCUGGAUGGACCGUAGUCUCCUGCCUUAGGGGAGAGGGGAGAAUAGUUUGUGUCCAGGGUGAGAAUGGUCAGCUGUGAUCCGAGCCACACACCUUCUGGUCCUGGAGGGAUGGGAGUUUGCAGCCAAUCACCUUCUCAGCAAUACCAUGCUCUGCAGUCGAUGCUUAUCCUGGAAAUUAAAAUACUGUCAUCAAAAUUGACUGUAAAAUUACGACAAUUAACUAAUGACGAUACCCCUUAUUUCACCGUGAAAUGCGGUAAUCAUAGUCAAUAUCACUACAAAUGACUGUAGAUUCAAAGCCAUUUGAUCACGUUGCACACUCUUUGUCAGGUUCAAACACUGAUGACUAUUAAACAAGAAAAAAGGCAAAGAAUCAGAGACAGAAUUCAAUUUGGACUUAGAUCUGAGGAGAGACAUGGCCACUGUACUCUCUGUACAGUCCUUCACCACGCUCUGCCCAAAGAUUGUACUCCUCCUUCCUUCCCACAGCUGCUUCCUGAGGGAAGUGAGUCGUAAACACCGUUGCCUUCGGUUACCGAACAGUUCGAAGAGAGUUCGUCACGUUGUUCAAAGAGAGUCCCGUAAAAUAGUUCAAAAAGAGAGUCCCGUAAAAUAGUUCAAAAAGAGUUCUUCUGGAAGUUGGGUAGAUCCUGCCAUCUGUCAGCUUGGAAGUCCCAGUGUCUUCUUGUCAGGAACAAAAUGUAAUACAAAGUUGUUUUUUUUGAUAAUCUAGAAACAAUUAUUCUGACACUCUUGUACACUAAGUGGCGGUAUGUUAAACCCGAGAGAUUAAUGUGACGUUACAGCAUAUGACUGUCAUUUAAGUGUAAUCAACUGUGAGGUUGCAGCAUUUUGUAGCAACUUUGUUGUAAUUAAUUGUAAAAUUGCAGUAAAUAUACAUUUCAUAGUAUGUGAAAUGUAAAUUAUUAGCCAGUGAUUUGCUGUGAAUUUCCAAUGAAACUUGGGAGUGGGGAAAUCCGGUUCAAACAAAUAAUUUCCUAUUAAUGAGGUUUAAACAUAUUUAAUUCAUGUCUUAUUGCCCCCAGAAGCUUCCCAUCCAGGCGUAGUUUCAGGUUAUUUGUUGUCAUUUGAAAGUGCUGUUGUUGUGUACAGUCUGUAUUUAUUGAUACUGUAUGUAGCAUCAACUAGGAAGAUUUCAAAGAUCACAAACACACAGCUUUGUUAUUAUUAUUGCACACCAAAUAUUGUUAAUGUCUGCUUAUUUGCUCACUUUUUUAUAACAUUGCCUCCUAUUAUAUACCCGUAUAUGUACAUUGAUGAUGUUGCAUUGUAUAUUCCCAUUAAUUAAAAUGGAUACAAAGUG
This is a messenger RNA of Nerophis ophidion (straightnose pipefish), 8920 nucleotides long. RefSeq names its product aminoacyl tRNA synthase complex-interacting multifunctional protein 1-like. The coding region runs from base 146 to 1087 and encodes 313 amino acids. The transcript has 4 exons. The record is from RefSeq and is a predicted model, not a curated record. Gene Ontology annotation, molecular function: tRNA binding. Lineage: Eukaryota; Metazoa; Chordata; Actinopteri; Syngnathiformes; Syngnathidae.